AUGUAUCGGCUGUGUAUUCAGAAGGAAUUGAAACGGUAAAUCGUACUCGGAAAGUUACGGAUCGAAGCGCGUCCACUAUUAUAUUGCAACGAAUACGACCACUUCGUUGCUGCUUUUUACGUGACUGUCGGUUUUUAGAGUGGAAGGCUAAAUUUCAAGGUAGCUCGCGUCCGCCAAGAGGAAUUUGACCUGCGAUCGAUGCCAAUCGUUACGCGCGAUCCGUUAUCUCGAACGAAUUGCUAGAAAAAUUCAGCUGCACGUAGCUUUCGUCGUUUCUCGAAAUGAAUUUUUCGAGCCAAGGAAAUUGGAUAUCUACUUGAUCCGACGCGGCAGCAUUCGUGAUAAGAUUCCAGAAUAGAAAUUUAAUUGAAAUUGACCCGACUGACGUGUAUUUAACUUGAAAAUUAGAAUUAAAAUUUCUCCCGAUCUUGCAACAAUUAUGACAUAUCGUAACAAUAAUAAUAUCUGUAUUUUAAACACCAAGUCGGUCUACCAAAGUAUCACGACUAAAUUUCGGGAAUUGGAUCGAAUUGCAGGUGGAAGGAAUGUUUAAGCGGCUGUCGAAGUCGAGGCGCCACAGCGCCGACGACGUGGCCCUUUCGUUGUCGAGCCCGACGACCCUGGACGAACCGCCGGGGACGUCGAUGCCGCGGGACAACUGUCAGAGCAUCAGUCCAGCCGCCCUGCUGAGGGUUUCGAGGACGAAGUACACGAGGAGAAGCUGCGGGGACGCGAGCGCCAUGCAGGCGUUGCUGGCCUCCAAGCAGGAACAGGAGCAGGACGUCGCCGAGGCUGAUUAUCAAAUGGUCACGGCAGUUCCUGCCUUCAUUGUCGAACACGAGCCCGAGAAACAGCGUGAAAAGAUAUUGGUUCCUUCGUUAUCAUUACGUAACGAAAACGGAUGCGAGUCAUCAAAGGACUGUAAUUAUCCGGAUCAAUCGUUUCCCUUGUGCAAACGACUGGUAAUCUUACUUUCUAGUUUCUUUACAUCAAUGUCCGUAGCCAGAUUACCGUCUUCUGCUACAGUAAUCAUAGACUAUGGCAAACUGCCCAUUACUCGGGUUUACAUUUUCUUUAAUCUGUCUUAAUUUUUUUUUUCUUUUUUUUUUUGUUUACUGGUAUUAUUAGAAACUGUUAGCUUUGCAUAUCGUGUACUGUAAUGUCGACGAAUCGGAAAGAAAAACAUCAAAAAGUCAGUUUAAAAUAGUCUCUGCUUUAAAAUAG
Messenger RNA from Heterotrigona itama, 1224 nucleotides. Lineage: Eukaryota; Metazoa; Arthropoda; Insecta; Hymenoptera; Apidae. The record is from the annotation of a GenBank genome assembly.